Amoebophrya sp. A120 is the source of this 4048-nucleotide messenger RNA. NCBI's taxonomy places the organism in Eukaryota, Dinophyceae, Syndiniales, Amoebophryaceae. The record is from the annotation of a GenBank genome assembly.
UUUGCCUUUUCUAUGUUUUAUGAGUGGAAUUAUAGAGAGCAAAUGAGGUGAGAAUGUUCCAUAUUACAAGCUUCUGAGGGUAGGUUCUCGACACCUGCCAAGGGCAGACCGAAACGGAAACGCGAUAGAGACAUAGUUUCACCACUUUCUGUUUCUUUCUUGGUCCUCCCGGCUCAACGCAGCUGCCCGGAGCCCCAGAGGUGGGGGAGACGAAGAGAAAAGCCAUGAGGGCUGGGCUUCUUUUUCCGUUGUUCGUGGGGCUCUGCUCGUUGCAGCAUGUCGCUGUUUCGGCCGCCCCCGAGAUUUUAUCGAAGAGUAUGAUGACGUGCACAGCGUCACCGGGGGAGUUCUCCCAGCGGGAUUGCAGCAAAGUCUUCGACUUUGCCGGCACCGUCGGCACACUGAGUUAUUCCGACCCUUCGAGCACAGCAAUCAAGACGAACGGCGCUACAGACGCUGCAAGCGGGGACCAGGACUUUUUUGAGGUCACUUUCAACCGUGGGGCGCUGUACUUGGACUAUUUUAAGAUCUGGCUCCCGACUACCGGGUUAGAGAGCGACGACGAUCGGCUGCAAAAGCGGCAGCUAUCCUGAGUCGAGACCUCCGCCCCACCUUCCGCUUACAGGCAAAAUAGGAAGUACUCUGUGAGACAAAUGCAAGAGUAGUUCCGAGAAAUUUGCGUGGAUGAAGACAGGUUCUUUGCUGGCUAUAGCGCAGCGUAGCUGUAGUCUUGUUGCCUACUAGCUAGUCGAGCUGCACUAGGUAAUAUCCGCUCUCAUGAUUUCCAGAUCAGCGCAUGACACUACAUGUCGGAAGUCGACUAAAAAGUGCCUCCCGUGCGGAGCCGCAUUAGAGAUCGAUGUUCUGGGUUUGCGAAUUAUACGCAGGACAAUUCUGGGGUGGGGGCUAUGUAUUAAGGAUAGCAGCUGCAGUUUCUGAUGGAAAACGACACGUACGUGCCCCUGGAUACGCUCACGGCGAGCAAUCCGGUGAGCACUGUGACUGCGGGCAUACUGCCGGAUAUGAUUGCGGGCAACGUCGUAGCAAAAUGGAAGCUGUCGCUGUCGCUCCACGUCGUGUAGAGUUGCGGUGUAUUGUAAGUGGUAAUUUCGUGUCUUUCAAAGAAAUGAUAAUGACCGCUGGUACAACAACCUCUUCGCUAGAGCCUUUCUUGUAGCUAUCACAUGGAAUAUCCAACAGGAGCCGUGUCGAAUCGACGUGCUGCUCCUUUUUCAUGGAUUGCAUUCCGGUUUUUGCAUGCCUCUUGAGAUUUGCUGUUUCGGUGCUGAGGUGAGUUAGAUGUCUUGGCCGCGUGUGACACUUCUGAGCGUAGGCGUACUAUCUUGGGGUACUAUCUUGAAACUAAGACGACGUCGACGGGGCGGGAUGACUUUUCGCACAGGGAUACGACGGAGUCGAAAAAACUGGCACGGAUGGCGUCAAAGCGGAGGAUAAAGACGGCACUACUGUGACCGUUGAACAGUGGGUCAAGGGCUUCAAGAUCGGGGGUGAGAGUCGAACGAAGAUCAUCGCAAUCGGGGGCUUGCAACUUUUCGUGGACGUAUUGGUUGAUUCCUAGUAUUGAGUCCUGUGGUUGAGGAUGCGUUUGAGGUGUGUUCUUUAGCACCACCUUGCUAAUUCUUUCGUGGUUGAAGUCAUCUCGUCGCAGGUGGUAGUAAUGCCAGCAAGUGUGUUGGAAUAUGCAUUUAUGAUCAUAAUGUCUUUCUUCGAUGCAAAGGCAAACGUUGAAGCUGCGUGUCCUAAAAAUCAAAGAAAUGCAAUUUGUGCAAGAACGACAACACUUACAGUAUGCGAAGACAAAUCCUUCCGUGGUGGCUCUUUUGUCGCAAGCGCAGAAAAUGACGACCCCCGAACUAAGCUGCAACACCACGUCGGGCGACACCGCAAACUGCGGCGUGGUUUUCAACAAGGACGAUUCUACCAACACACAAACGGGAAACGGCACGGAUUCCACGGUGUACACGACCUCCGGUGGCGGAAAUGACUAUUUCGACGUAACCUUCGACGACGGGGCUAUCUGGUUAGAGAGUUUCAAGAUUUGGCGCUCGGCGGGGACCGUAUCAAAAGGAAAAAUCCUCCCUUCCUGUAUUGAAAACGCAUCCGCCUGAAAAUUUGUGGUGCAGAUUGGUGACGACAAGCCCCUGUCUGUCUUGCAAGAAUGCAAAUCCAGAGCGUUCGCCGCAUUAUGCGGGCGGUUUGUGAUGCUGUUGGGCUAACAGUGUCGACAUUUGUCACGCUAGGGGCCUACGUCAAAACCUCGCGGCUCAGGCUUGGCAUAUGCCUGCAGUCCUGUACUGCAAGACAAAUCAGAUUUGUGCACGGAAAUUAAUUGAGCAUCAGAAAUUUUGUUUUGAUAUGGGGAGGGGGGAUUUUUCACCACAAGAGACCGCGACGGAUUCCUCGUUGCAGAACCGCACACUGCAACUCAUCAUCCCGGGCGAUCCGAGCGACACCUACGAGGACUGCGAUGCCUGCACGGCAGAAAAUCCAAUUCAGACGACCGCAUUGGCCGGGAGGUUGCCGUUGAACAUUGUGAACGCUCAGGAUGACCUCGACGGUGCGGUAGAUGCAGAGGGGACAGUGAUAAAUGUUUAUCAUACAGCAACUUGUGAAGUUCAGAGUCACAGAACUAGUAGGCUUUUCUCAUGCAGUUGUUUCGAAUGCGAAUGAUGCGCUGACUCAGGCAGAACUUAUUUCGUAAGAGUUGUCACGGGUAGGCAUUGAUUUUUAGCGGUCUAGUCCUAUGUGUCGCAGGCGGUUUUCAUCACUCGUGGUGAUGAGUUACUGCGUAUCGUAUGGUCAGCGGCUGUUGACUCAGGCCUUGGUAGUUUCACGGAACAGCUGCGGGAAGUAUGUGAAGGGGAUCCGCAUCGGUGGCGACGACCCCACCAUGAAAGUCGAGAUUGGGGGAUUGCAGCUUUUUCGCCGGGUACUUAAGCAAUAUUUUUUCUCAGGAGGCGGAGUUGAUUGACUAAAGUAGAUUACACCAAUGGCAUUGCUAAUGCUCACACUGUGAAUGAAGAGAAAGAUGAUGACCUGAGUCAGCAUUCGAUAUUGUUUCAAUUCGAAAACUACUUAUUAAUGCAACAACAGUACGACAAGGGACGGCCGUCGGAUGCGGCCAAGCGCAUUGAGCAAGCGAAUCUCGUGGCGAGCUUUGUCCGGGCGGGGUUGAAGGCCUUGAUGAACUGCAAUACGAACUGCCCAGAUGGCAUGACCCAGAUUAAUGCGACGAGCGAAGAGGCCUUUUGCAGCAAGAUGCAGGCUAUGCAUUGCAAAUAUGUCGUCCGGGUCUGGGAGAGUGCAGAAGUUUGAUAUGCAGAUUUCGCAUGGCCCAGAGAAUCUGGCUCGGGAAUGUGAGGCCUAACAUGUUGACAAGUUUUGUGAGGGCUUCGCAGUGGCCAGUUCGCUUGGGAAAUCCUCUCUCAAGGUGUCCAAAAGUGAACGGCUUUUCCAACUUUUGUACUUAUGGUUAUGACAGGCAGCACGGUGGAGCAUCACAAAUUUGCAUUCUUCCAGACCCAGACACAUUUGCAUCCGAUACAGGUGGGACUGGCCCAGGGCUUCAUCGACAGCAUGCGGUGAGCAAAAACGAUAAAAAAAAUGUCGUUGGAGACGUCCGCACUUCGUCUCCCCGCUGUCAUGAUAAUUGAUCGUGAUCAUUAAUGUAGACAACGAACGUAAUACCUUUACCUUUCGAAAAGUCAUUUUUGUAUAUCCCUGGGAAAAACGGCAGCGCAGCGCUGGGAAUUUUUUUACUGAUCAAGUUUCUCUCUAGUAUUUCUAUUCUGGAAAUUUUUCGUUUCGUAGAAACAAAUGGAAUGUAGAAUUUAUCAAGGAUGAAGAAGGUACACACACAUAAUGACGCGGUCCGCCUGGGUUUUUAUUCAAUUCAAAAGGAAAAGAAAAAGCGAAAAGAGAGAGCACAGAACCGCACUCAAUGGAUAUCGUGUCUGGCAAUUCUGAUUAUCAAAUAAUCACGCAACAAACGCAUCGCGCGAAUGGCAACUUUGAGGCCCCCGCUAAU